AUGUAUGAACAGCGUUUGAGCGUUUGCGGUGCUGCGCACGAAGAAGCCUUACGUUGCUUAGAAUCAGAGCAUAAACGUAUUCUCGAAGAAAAGGAGAAUGAGCUGAAAACUGAGCUCACUUCGGCGCACGAUGAACUGAUUCGACUAAAAGAGGAGCUGAGCGAAGCUAAACAGAAUGCUUCUAAAAUUGUGAAAGAAAGCGCUGAAAUCUCGCAACUGGAGCAGAGUCUUUUAGAAGCUAAUAAUAGAUGCAGUGAGUUAGAGAAAGCGAAUCAAGGACUCCAAAAAAACAUUGAUGAGGCAUUUGCUCAGCUGUCGCAAAGUGAAAGAGCCCGAACUGAACUUGUCGCAUUGGUGGAACAGAAGCAUGCGGAAAGUGUGAAUUAUCAUGCCCAACUGCAGAUAUUACUUGCCGAAAAGGAACAGCAGAAUGCCGCCUUUUUGGCAUUCAAAGAAAGAGUAACUGUGCUGGAGCAAGAACUGAGCAGGUUUUCAUUGAUUUCAUGGAGUGCUGUUGCAAAAAUGUGA
Messenger RNA from Gongylonema pulchrum, 528 nucleotides. The record is from the annotation of a GenBank genome assembly. Lineage: Eukaryota; Metazoa; Nematoda; Chromadorea; Rhabditida; Gongylonematidae.